Messenger RNA from Acyrthosiphon pisum (pea aphid), 2973 nucleotides. Its product is annotated as dynein heavy chain 7, axonemal-like. The coding region runs from base 1 to 2973 and encodes 990 amino acids. Gene Ontology annotation, cellular component: dynein complex. The record is from RefSeq and is a predicted model, not a curated record. NCBI's taxonomy places the organism in Eukaryota, Metazoa, Arthropoda, Insecta, Hemiptera, Aphididae. Gene Ontology annotation, molecular function: dynein intermediate chain binding; dynein light intermediate chain binding; minus-end-directed microtubule motor activity. Gene Ontology annotation, biological process: microtubule-based movement. The transcript has 12 exons.
AUGGUCAGUUGUUGUACAAUUAAUUGGUUUGAGGAUUGGCCAGAAGAUGCGCUAGUAAUGGUAGCACACAAAUACAUGGAAAACGUAAACCUGUCCAUGAAAAUUAAGGAAUCAGCGGUCAAAGUUUGUCAACGCUUUCACAUUGAUGCAAGACGAUUAUCUUUGGAAUUUUAUUCUAUCACACAUCGUCGAACGUACAUAACAUCUGCAUCAUAUCUGGAUUUAAUUAAAGCGUAUACAAAUUGCACUAACCUCAAGCAAAAAGAAAUUAUGGAAGAAAAAAUGCGUUACAUUGGUGGACUUAAGGAACUAGAGUAUGCUACUGUUCAAGUUAAUCAAAUGAAAGAAGAUUUAUUUAUACUUCAGCCCAAGCUAGAAAUAGCCCAGAAAGAUACUGAAAAAAUGAUGAUUAUGAUUUCACGUGAGACAGUUGAAGUUGAAAAAGCUACUGCUAAAGUACAGGUCGAUGAAAAAGUAGCAAAUGUUCAAGCUGAGGCAGCUAAUGAACUAAAAUCAGAAUGCGAAACUGACUUGGCAUUAGCUAUACCAAUUUUAGAAGAUGCAAUCAAUGCAUUAAAUACUCUUAAGCCAGCUGAUAUUACGUUGGUAAAGUCGAUGAAGAAUCCUCCUGUUAUAGUAAAAACAGUAAUGGCAGCAGUAUGCGUGAUGAAAGGAGUAUCACCAGAUAAAAGGCCAAAUCCUAACAAGCCUGGCCAAUAUAUAAUUGACUACUGGGGUCCAAGUCAACGCUUAUUAGGCGAUCUCAAUUUUUUACAGACACUAAAGGAAUAUGAUAAAGAUAAUAUAUCUGUUAAAAUUAUGGAUGUUAUACGCAAAACAUAUCUCCCUGAUCCCAGUUUCAAACCAGCAAUCGUAGGUAAAGCUUCGAGUGCAGCGAAGGGUCUUUGCCAGUGGAUUAUUGCAUUGGAUAUGUAUGAUAGAGUGAUAAAAAUUGUGGCACCAAAAAAAGAAAAAUUAGAGAUAGCUAAUACUGAAUUUAAUGCAACCAUGAAGAUAUUGGAUGAAAAGAGAAAUGAAGUAAGAGAGUUACAGAAAAGAUUAGAUGCCCUUAAAGAACGCUUGCACCAGACAGUGUUAAAUAAAGAAAAAUUAUUAGCUGAAGUAGAGUUAUGUAAAAACAAAUUACUUAAAGCCGAAAAACUCAUCGGAAGUCUUGGUGGUGAGAAACAUCGUUGGGCCCAACGUGCUGAAGAGCUCCAGACCAUCUAUAAUUGUAUACCUGGGGAUAUUCUUAUAUCUUGUGGAAUUAUUGCGUAUUUGGCUCCAUUUACAUCACAUUUUAGGUCAUCGGUAAUUAAUGAAUGGAAAGUAUUAUGUAAUAGUUUAAAGAUUCCCAGUUCAAAAAGUUACAGUUUAAUUGAUGUUUUGGGUGUACCAAUAAAAAUUCAAAACUGGACUAUUAAUGGUUUACCAAUGGAUUCAUUUUCAAUCGAUAAUGCGAUAAUUAUGGAUGGGUCUCAAAGAUGGUCUUUAUUGGUUGAUCCUCAAGGUCAGGCACAUAAAUGGGUGAAGACGAUGGAAAAAUCUAAUGAUAUAGUAAUUGUUAAGCUAACAAAUUCCAAUUAUAUGAAAAUGAUUGAACAAGCUAUUGAAGUUGGAAAUCCAGUAUUAAUUGAGAACGUUCUGGAAGAUUUAGAUUCUCCUUUAGACCCAAUAUUAUUAAAGCAGGUUUAUAAGCAAGGGCCUAUGACGUUUAUAGUUAUUGGCGAUAACGUUAUUGAGUAUAAUAUGAAAUUCCGAUUAUAUAUCACAUCAAAGCUGAGAAAUCCACACUAUUCACCCGAAAUAUUUAACAAAGUUACAAUUAUAAAUUUUGCAUUGACCGUGGAAGGUUUAGAAGAUCAGUUGUUGGGGAUUGUUGUGGCCAAAGAACGGCCAGAUUUGGAGUUAAAACGACAAAAGUUAAUUGUCGAAGGUGCGGAAAAUUCUAAAGCAUUGUUGGAUGUUGAAAAUAAUAUUCUACAAAUACUUUCAGCACCAGGAAACAUUUUAGAAGACGAAGAUGCAGUUGAUGUUUUAGAUAACUCAAAGAUAUUAUCUACAGACAUUAUUCAGAAACAAGUGGCUUCAGUAGAAACCGUCGCGGUUAUUGAUGAAUUCAGGUUGCAGUAUAAACCAAUCGCUAAACACUGCUCUAUACUUUAUUACUGCAUUUCUGAUUUGCCUAAUAUUGAUCCAAUGUAUCAAUAUUCUUUAAAUUGGUUUUUCAAUAUAUUUGUUGUAACAAUUGAAACAGCAGCUGAAAACAAAAUUGAUAAACAAGAAUUAAUGUUCCUCAUGACUGGUGGUGUAGGUCUAAAAAAUGAUGUUCCUAAUCCUGGGCCUGAUUGGUUAUUAGGUAAAAGUUGGGAUGAGAUUUGUCGCCUGGAUGAUUUAAACACGUUCAAAGGCAUAAAAAAUGAUUUUAUACAAAAAGUGGAAGACUGGAAAAGCUACUAUGAUUUAACUCAUCUUGAAAAUGCGAAAUUCCCUAAUCCCUGGUACGAUAAAUUAAGUGAUUUUCAACGCAUUAUUAUCGUGCGCACAAUUAGACCAGACAAAGUUAUUCCAGUCAUUACCAAACUUAUAAAAAUAGAACUUGGAGAAAAGUUCACUUAUCCACCACCAUUUGACAUAAAUAAAUCAUACAGUGACUCAAUUUGUCUGAGUCCUCUUAUAUUUAUUCUAUCACCUGGGAUAGAUCCUAUGUCAAGUUUAUUGCAGUUUGCCGAAAAAAUGGGUCAGGCGGAAACUUUACAAAGCGUUUCGUUGGGUCAAGGACAAGGUCCAAUAGCUGAAUCAUUUAUAAACGCCGCACGAACUGAAGGCGGCUGGGUUUGCUUGCAAAAUUGCCAUUUGGCUACCUCAUGGAUGGAACAGUUAGAAUUAAUCUGUGAUUCAUUUGAUAUAUCUAAUGUGCAUAGUGAAUUUAGAUUAUGGCUAACUAGCUAUCCAUCGGAAAAGGUAUUAUAA